Molecule: messenger RNA, 1782 nt
Organism: Penicillium chermesinum
Lineage: Eukaryota; Fungi; Ascomycota; Eurotiomycetes; Eurotiales; Aspergillaceae
Gene: vac8
Product: protein anchor VAC8
Exons: 6
Coding region: 1-1782 (593 amino acids)
Biological process (GO): nucleus-vacuole junction assembly; vacuole inheritance
Cellular component (GO): fungal-type vacuole membrane
Molecular function (GO): protein binding; protein-membrane adaptor activity
Source: RefSeq, a predicted model, not a curated record
AUGAGUGGAAUCGUGAACACCUGCCUGUCGUGCCUGUCGGGCUUCGACCGAUGGUGUCAUAUUACUGACUGUCUCGGGGCUGGCCGCUCGAGGGAUGGCAUUUAUGAAACGGCGCUCGCAGAUAACGAACGAGAAGCUGUAUCGGAUGUUCUGGGAUUCUUAGCAAAAUUCCUGAGACAAUACUUUCGUCUGGAAGCUAACACAUCGCCCUCGUAUCAGCGCGCUGAAACCGACUUCUUUACUGGAGAGCCACUAAGAGCCUUGUGUACCCUGGUGUAUUCGGAGAAUAUUGAUCUACAACGGAGCGCAAGCCUGACCUUUGCCGAAAUCACCGAAAAUGAUGUGCGAGAGGUUGAUCGUGAUACACUGGAGCCCAUCCUGUACCUGCUCCAGAGCUCUGAUAUUGAAGUUCAGCGAGCUGCCAGCGCCGCCUUGGGCAACUUAGCUGUCAACGGCGAGAACAAAGUCUUGAUAGUUUCGCUUGGAGGGCUGGCCCCUCUGAUCCGCCAGAUGAUGUCGCCCAAUGUCGAGGUGCAAUGUAAUGCGGUGGGAUGUAUCACGAACUUGGCUACGCACGAGGAGAACAAGGCGAAAAUCGCGCGCUCGGGCGCACUGGGUCCGCUAAUCCGACUCGCGAAAGCAAAGGAUAUGCGUGUCCAGCGUAAUGCAACGGGCGCUCUUCUCAAUAUGACCCAUUCUGUCGAUAACCGCCAACAGCUCGUCAACGCCGGUGCCAUCCCCGUUCUUGUUCACCUCCUCUCAUCCGCCGAUGUCGAUGUGCAGUAUUAUUGCACAACAGCCCUUAGCAACAUUGCCGUCGAUUCGACCAAUCGAAAGCGUCUCGCUCAGACGGAAUCCCGUCUCGUUCAGUCGUUAGUCCACCUUAUGGACUCGUCAACGCCCAGAGUACAAUGCCAAGCUGCUUUAGCUUUGCGCAAUCUUGCUUCAGAUGAAAAAUAUCAGCUGGAGAUUGUUCGUGCCAAGGGUCUAUCUCCCCUGCUUCGACUCCUCCAGUCUUCCUACCUUCCCCUCAUUCUCUCCGCUGUUGCCUGCAUUCGCAAUAUUUCUAUCCACCCUCUCAACGAAUCGCCUAUCAUUGAGGCCGGCUUCCUGAAACCUCUCGUGGAUCUCCUCGGAACCACCGACAACGAGGAAAUUCAGUGCCACGCCAUCUCUACGCUCCGCAAUCUUGCCGCCAGCUCCGACCGCAACAAAGAACUUGUCUUGCAGGCCGGUGCUGUACAGAAAUGCAAGGACCUGGUUCUCCGGGUUCCGCUCACUGUCCAGUCAGAGAUGACUGCUGCUGUCGCUGUACUGGCUCUCAGUGAUGAGCUGAAACCCCACCUUCUCCAACUCGGCGUCUUUGAUGUCCUGAUUCCUCUUACUAGCUCAGAAAGCAUUGAGGUGCAAGGGAACAGCGCAGCUGCUCUGGGCAAUCUCUCAUCCAAAGUGGGUGACUAUUCUAUCUUCGUCCGUAAUUGGUCAGAUCCGAAUGGCGGUAUCCACGGUUACCUGCAGCGAUUCCUCGCUAGUGGCGAUCCAACUUUCCAGCACAUUGCCAUCUGGACUCUUCUACAGCUUCUAGAAUCCGAAGACAAAGCUCUCAUCGGGCUUAUCCAUAAGUCAGAGGACAUUGUACAGAUGGUCAAAUCCAUUUCUGACAAAAACAUUGAAUCUGACGAUGAAGAAGUUGACGACGGGGAAGGCGAAGUCGUUGCGCUCGCACGCCGGUGCCUGGAGCUUCUUGGGGUUGGUCCAAAACAAACUCUUGUGGAGGCAUAA